AGCGAACAGUUUUGGUGUCCCUGAAUAACCCUCACUACGACGCCAUUGUUAUUACAACGUCACUAGUUAAUUUUUGUCCAGUAUUCCUGCUUGUGGUGAUGUCAGCUUUCUGAGGGAUGGUAACAUCUCUGCUAAUAACACAAGAAAAUGGGUGUGCGUGGCCUCUCCACAUAUAUUCGUGAAAAUCUCAGAGACACUUUGGAAAAACGCAAACUCCAUAAUUGUAACAUUAUUAUUGAUGGGAACAAUUUGGCCCGUAUCUUGUACUACGAGUGCACUGGAAUUAAUGCUGCAUUUGGUGGAGAUUAUGACAAAUAUGCCAGCUUUGUGGAAAAGCACUUUGAAAGUUUCCAAUCAUGUAAGGUGAAUCCUAUUGUCAUCAUGGAUGGUGGAAAGCCAUUGAACAAGAAGAAGUUGAAAACUACACGAGAAAGGAUCCAAGACCAGAUCAAUAUGUGCAGUCGUGUUGAUCCUAAGAACCAGUACAAAUUCAAAAUAUUUCCUUGCAUGGGGCGCCAAGUUUUUGUUACAACAUUGCAAAAAAUGGGAAUUACAGUUUUACAAACAGAUUUUGAGGCAGAUGAAGAAAUUGCUAGGUUGUCCAAGAUACUUGGUUAUACAGUUCUUAGCAACGAUUCCGACUUCUUUAUGUAUGGUGUUCCAACAGUUCUACUUGACUCCAUCAUUCGUUGCAAAAUACACAUAGGAAAGGCGAAACCGCCUCGAGAGCCAUUCCAAUACAUUGCUUGUUACCAUUUCAAUGUGGAUAAAUUUUGUAAGGUAACAGGUAUGGACCGUGCACAUCUCCCUCUUCUUGCCACAUUAUUAGGGAAUGACUAUAUACCAAAAGGACGCUUCUCCCAAUUCUACACCCACUUAGCAAAGGAAAGGCAGAAUUCACGAGGCAGAAAUCGCCAAGCAGAUAUAAAGAAUGUCAUUACCUGGAUAGUAAAAAUGAAUGGAAAAAGCAUGAAGUAUAUUAUCAAUAAUGUUGCCAAAAUAUGCUGCAAGAAGGUAUCAAAGCACAGGAUUUUGUGGUCGGUGAAUCAGUACUCUGAAAUGAAAACUAAUCUCCUGAAUAUUCUCCGUGCAGAGGGACUUGGUAAAUCCCGAACCUCCUUGCACAGCGAUGGUUCUCAAGUUGAGAAAUGUGAGCCCGAAGAUAAUACAUUGAUAAAGAACUCUGAGGUGGAAACUGCUUUAUCUUGUAAGAAUGGUAAAAAACUUCCAGCAUGGUUUACAGAAGCAUACCGUAGGCACAGGAUUCCACAUGAGGUGGCAGACAUUUUAACUCACAACUACUUUAUUUCACCUCCACAGGUGGAAGAAAAUUUGUUGGAUUGUUCGUAUUUGGUUGUGGAGCCAAUCGUUAGAUCAGUGUAUUUUUUACUGUGGAAAGGGGUCACCAGUCAGAAACACCUCAUCAACUGCCAUAAUGAAAGUAGUUUUCAGGAUGUUGAAGUGGGCAGUCAUUCAGAAAGUGUUGAGAAUUAUAAUCAGUACACUUCAAAUGUAAUGUAUGAUUCUGAUGUGGUGGUAGAGGAAGAGGAAGAGUACAGUGAUGUUGCAUAUAAUUUUGAAGAAAUUGAUAGUUCCACUACAGUGUCAGAAGAAAUGGAGGAAGAAAGUUGGAAACUUGUAAGAGAUUCUGAAGUAGAGGAAGCUGAGGAGUCCAGUGAAGAAGGAAUGGGAAGGAAUGAUAACUGGGGAUUGGAUCAAGCAGUUUAUGAAAAAGAAUAUUUAAAUAUUGAAAAAGACAUCAAUUAUGAGUUAACAGAAGGAGAACAAAAGGAAGCUGAGCCAAGUGAAGAAGGGUUGGGAAAGGAUGAUAACUGGGGAUUGGAUAAAGUAGUUUACGAUAAAGAAUAUUUAAAUACUAAAAAAGUUUAUAAUGAGUUAACAGAAAGAGAAAAAAAGUGUGAAUUAAUUGGAGAUGCCAAAUCACAGGUUUAUUCCCUUCAGUGGUACUUGAGAAAAAAUAAUAGCAUAUGGGUGAAGAAGCUUAAAUUUUUGGCCAAUGAAAAAGCAAGUGACUUUCCCUCUUUGGAUGAAGUUGCUUCUAUGUCUCUUGCUGACAAGAAAAAGGUCUUCUACUCUGUGCUUGAUACAAAGAAUGAACUUGAGAAGUAUGAUUUACCUGCUGAUUUGGAAUUAAUCUUUGCUUUUAUUAUUUACUGGUUCAGAAACAGCAAGCUACCACUGAGGGACUGUCAUGCCUUGUGUGUUAUGCUGUGUAUUUUUAUGUAUUAUAUUAUUGAUGGCAAAAUAGGAAGAGUUAGAACCUGGAAAGGAUUUGAGGAUGUAGAAAAAUGUAAAAGUAAAAUUUCCAGCCUUCAAAAGGAUGCAUCUUAUUGUAGCCCUGAUGUUGGUGUGAGAAACCUUUUGGCUAAUACAUCCAAAGAGGAGUGUUUGGUAGCUGCUUUUAAUCUCUUUAAUUUUCACCAUCAAAAACAGAGGUGCAGCAGAGAUUACUGUCGCAAGACUGUUCAUGCUUUCAGUGAAUACCAGGCGUGUAUAUAUUUUCUACAACUCUUGAACAGUUUACUGUGCUCACCAUUUCCCAUGCUAAGUGUUGAAUGCCUCUGGGGUGGGACCUUCUGCUACAACAUUUUCUUGUACCUCAAGAGGAAAUCAAAUCCCAUUAUUCAAAUUGCUGAGAUGUUAGGAAGGAAAACUUGCCUUGAACAGUUAUUCCUUAAGCUCUUGAGGAUACUAGCUGAUGCUCUGAGCCUCAAGAAAAGUGUUUAUAUGCUGAAAAACUUUAAAUUAUAUGUAAAGAAAAAUGAAAAAAAUAUUAAAAUGAAUGAAACAGUUCAAAAUUCCAAAAGUAAUGAACAAGAGGACAAGCAUGAACAGAACAUGCAUGAUAAGUGGAUGUUAAGAGAAACAAAACUAAAAGCAAAAAAGAAGAAAGGAAAGAGAAAAAAUGUUAACAGAGGACAGUUGGGGAAAGUGCAUGUGCAAAGUGAUAAUGAGGAAGAGUCAGGAAAGGAGGAAGAAAAUGAUGAUGGAGACAAUUUUUAUCUUCUUGAAAAUCGCUUUGCAAUGCUUGUAAUUGAGAAAGAAUCUGCAAGUGUUGAGUAACUUGUGAAGAGCACAUAUGCAGAAAACUAUGAACAUAAUACUUGAUAUAUUUCUUUUUCAGACAUGCUUGUGUAAAAUUAAGCAGAGUUGUCAACAAGUAGCUCUAUAACACACUAUUGUUUAGAAAAAUAAUUUAUGAAAAAUUUAAACAUAAAUUUUUUUAACAUUGUGAAUCCAUGUUAAUUUUUUUUAACAAUUAGUGAAUCAUUGUUUACUUCAUAAAAUGCAGGAAUUUUAUGCUGCUCAAACCAUGAAGGGGUUGUCUUUAUUGAAAGAAUUGGUGUUAUCCUUUUUUUGGAUCAAAUCAGGAUACCCCCACUUCUCACAUUACCCAGGUAAUGUAUGUCCCUUAUGGAUUUAGCCCUUCCUUAUCAGUGUUAUUCUGGAUCUGCCAGUGGAAUAGGAUAUGCAGACAUCUUUCCUGAUCAUAUGAUUCAAGGCUGGCUAUUGCACGUAACUAGUAUUUUUUUCAGCAAAGUUGAAAGCUAUUCUUGAUGUGGUUAACUGCAUUACUACUUGGUUGAAGAUUUCAUUAUCUUGUCCUAUUUUCUGACCCUCAGAUUGCAUAGCAAGCAGUUCAGACUUUUGAUUCCUUGUAUCCUCUCAUUCUCAUUCAGCAUUGUCACAACCAACACUGACACAAACAACUUGUCUUCUGUUGGGUACCUAGACAUGUGAUGCAUUCUUUUGUUCAGAACCUUUCAUCUUCCACAGGUAUUUGCCAUUCUCAUUAAUCUUUCUUUCAACAUACCAGCCGUAUCCCACCGAGGCGGGGUGGCCCAAAAGGAAGAACGAAAGUUUCUCCUUUUACAUUUAGUAAUAUAUACAGGAGAAGGGGUUACUAGCCCCUUGCUCCCGGCAUUUUAGUCGCCUCUUACACAACGCAUGGCUUACGGAGGAAGAAUUCUGUUCCACUUCCCCAUGGAGGUAAGAGGAAAUAAACAAGAACAAGAACUAGUAAGAAAA
Molecule: messenger RNA, 4050 nt
Organism: Cherax quadricarinatus
Lineage: Eukaryota; Metazoa; Arthropoda; Malacostraca; Decapoda; Parastacidae
Gene: ast
Product: protein asteroid
Molecular function (GO): nuclease activity
Source: RefSeq, a predicted model, not a curated record